AUGAGGAUCUGGGGUACUGAAGGAGCUGUUUGCGUGUAUUCUGCAGAACCCACCAGCCUGGUGUGCUACACGUGCAAGCUGCGGCUGCAGUCCGCGUGGCGCCUGGUGCAGCACGUCCAGACCUGCCACGGCGUCCGCCUCUACGAGUCCAGCCUCGGCGGGGGCGGCGUCGGCGUCGGGAGCGGUGGCCUGCCCUCGCCGCAGAGGCCCGCCGCGCCGCUGCCGCUGCCGCUGUCGCUGGUGCCCGGCGGCAGCUCGGCGGCCGCCAACACGUCGGGAGGCUCGCUCUCGUCGGGCUCGUCGGCCUCGUCGGGCUCGCCCGUCUGCUCGUCGGUCGGGCCGGGAAACGGGCUGGGAGGCGCCGGGAGCACAAGCUGCCUCCUGCCCCCGCCCGGCGCCUCCUCUCUCCUCCAUCCCCCCUCCAGCUGCAGCAGCACCACCACCACCGGCUCGCCGCUACUCCUCCACCAGGUUCCGGGGACGACGCACCCCUUCCCGGCGGGCCUCCACCACUUCCGUAGUAUGGAGCAGCUGGUGCAGGAGCAGCUGCGCCUCAACCCGCUGGCCGCCGCCGCCGCCGCCGUCGCAGCCGCCGCCGCCUCCUCCUCGUCGACGAGCUCCCCGUCGCCGUCGGCCGUCUCGUCGCUCGUCGCGUCGGCGUUCGCGCCGUCGGCGCAGCCGCUGGACAGGAUAGCGGCGGCCGUGGCUGCGGCGACCGCGGCCGUGCCCGGCGCAGGGGGACGGGAGGCAGCGCCGCCCACGCUCGACUUUUACUCGCAGAGGCUGCGACAGCUGGCCGGCACCACCAGCCCGGGGCCCGGGGGCGGCGCCGGAGGCGGAGGCGGCCUGGCUACGUCGCCCUCGCCGCGCAAGCAGAUGCUGACGCCGCCCUUUGGCAGCCCACCCCCACACCACCCCCAGCAGCGGCACGCCACGCCGCCCCCGUCACUGCCCCCCAUGUCCUCCUCCACCUCUACCGUGCCCACCGCCUCCACCUGCAUUCCAUCUACCUGCGCCGCCCCCACAGGACACACCACCAGCCCUGCCGACGCUUCGUCGCCUCUCGCCCUGUCUCUUGAAAAGCAGCAGCAGACGCCGCCCUCGGCAGGCAGCGACCAGCAGCCGGCGCCCGGAACGCCCACACCGCGACCCUCGUCUCCGCGGACGCCGCCCACGGGCCCGGCGCCGACGCCCUCGGACUCCGGCACAGCCGCCCCCGACGACGCCGGUGCCGCCGCCCCCGCCGACGGUGGCGUCGCGCAGAGCGGGCCCCUGACACCGUCUGCAGAGCCCGGCUCUCCGGGUCCGGACGCAGUGCGCGCCUGCGAGUUCUGCGGCAAGAAGUUCCGCUUCCAGAGCAACCUGAUAGUGCACCGGCGCACCCACACGGGCGAGAAGCCGUACAAGUGCGCCGUCUGCAACCACGCGUGCACGCAGUCCUCCAAGCUGAAGCGCCACAUGAAGAUCCACCGGCACUCGGCGUCUGCGCUGGCGCGCGUCACGCGCAGCUCUGUCGCCGCCGCGGCCGCCGCCGCCGCCGCCUCCGACGGCUCCGCCCCCGACGCCACCUCGCACAACAACAACAACAACGGUAGCAACCACACGACGCCCGAAAACGCGUCGCGCACGGGGAGCGUCGAGGCGCUGGACGACGACGACGGCGACGAGGACGACGAAGACGAGGAGGAGGACGAAGACGACGACGACGACGAGGACGAGGAGGAGGAGGAGGAGGAGAUGGAGCUGGAGGAGGAGGACGAAGACGACCUGGACGACGACGACCUCGGCGACGGGGACGGCGACGCGCCCGAGGACCUCACCACCAAGUCGACGUCGUCCACUCCGCCGGGCAACGUCACGUCCGGUGGUGGCGGUCAAGGAGACGGCAAGUCCGGAAGCGGUGCGGGGACGCCGAGGUCCGCCUCUGGUGCGCCGGCCACGCCGAUGGACAAGAUCUCUAACCAGGGUUCACUCGUGGGCGAGCUGAUCGACAAGUUCGGCCUGAGCAACAUCCAGCAGUACAGCGAGGCGUACAAGCAGGCGCUGCAGGAGUCGGUGGUCGGUUCGCACCUGAUGCAGCUGAAAGAGGAGAUCCUCGCAGGGCACCACGGGCAGCACCGGUCUGCUCUCAUUUCGGACAACAACAACCAAAAACACCUCUCGACCAGUGCACUGCUGUCAGCGACGAGUAAGGAAAAUGGCCUCACUGUGGAGAAGUCGGCGGCAGCGAUGCGAUUCCGGGAGGAAUUCGCGAAAAAUAUGAUGGCUGCAGGCCAACCGCCUCUGGACUUGAUGGGAGCCCCUCACGGUCUGUUCGGCGCGGCUGCAGCCGCAGCUGCUGCCGCUGCCGCUUUCGACUCCUCUUCGCCGUCGGCCGGCGCCUACGACGCGGCCAGCAAGAGGAUCAAACUGGAAUUGGACCACCACACGUCAUCCGUGUCGCAGCCGGCGCGAAGCGACCGAGCCGGUGAAGGUCCGGGCAGCGGACUCUAUGCCGGACUGUGGCUGCCGGCAAUGGCAGCGGCAGCCCACCACCGCGACCACCUCUUCGGCGGUGCAGGGGCGGGUGACACCGUGGAUCUUCUGGCGAACCACCACCGCAAGGACUCGCUGCUCAAGGUGGGCAAGUCCGGGCCCAGCCCGUCCACCCUCGCCGCGGCCCUCAACCUGGGCCUGCCGCCCACGUCGGCUGCGGCAGCGGCCGCCGCCGCAGUCGCAGCCCAGCAGCAGCAGCAACAGCAGCAGCAGUCACUCAAGAAGGACACGCGCCGCAAUGACACCUGCGAGUUCUGUGGCAAGGUGUUCAAGAACUGCAGCAACCUGACCGUGCACCGGCGCUCGCACACGGGAGAGAAGCCCUACAAGUGCGAGCUGUGCUCGUACGCGUGUGCCCAGUCGUCCAAGCUGACGCGCCACAUGAAGACGCACGGCCGCCUGGGUAAGGACGUGUACCGCUGCCGUUUCUGCGAGAUGCCCUUCUCUGUGCCGUCGACGCUCGAGAAGCACAUGCGCAAGUGCGUGGUGAACCAGAACAGCAAAGCGGCAGCCGCAGCCGCGGCGGCGGCGGCAGCGGCGGCGGCGGCAGCCGCCGGGGGCGGACACCUGCCGCUGGUCGGAGACGACACCGGCGACUCGUCCGCCUCCGCCACCAAGGACGCCACAUGA
This is a messenger RNA of Schistocerca americana (American grasshopper), 3165 nucleotides long. Its product is annotated as B-cell lymphoma/leukemia 11B-like. Gene Ontology annotation, biological process: regulation of transcription by RNA polymerase II. The record is from RefSeq and is a predicted model, not a curated record. Gene Ontology annotation, cellular component: nucleus. Gene Ontology annotation, molecular function: DNA-binding transcription factor activity; RNA polymerase II cis-regulatory region sequence-specific DNA binding. Lineage: Eukaryota; Metazoa; Arthropoda; Insecta; Orthoptera; Acrididae. The transcript has 5 exons. Bases 1 to 3165 code for a protein of 1054 amino acids.